ACAUAUAGUGGUUCAAAAUGACUUGCAAAAGGCGUAAUGGAGGAAGGUCCAAACAUGAACGUGGUCAUGUUAAGCCCGUCCGUUGCACCGACUGUGCAAGAUGCGUCCCCAAAGAUAAGGCAAUCAAAAAAUUCGUGAUUAGGAAUAUCGUCGAAGCUGCCGCUGUCAGAGAUGUCACCGAGGCUUCAGUAUAUAACCAAUACAUAUUGCCCAAACUUUAUGCCAAGUUGCACUACUGUGUGUCUUGCGCCAUCCACAGCAAAGUAGUAAGAAAUAGGUCUAAGAAAGAUAGGAGGAUCAGAACACCCCCACAGAGGAACUUCCCUGGUAGAGACCAGAGGACCCAACCUCAGAGGAAAUGAGUA
Harmonia axyridis is the source of this 365-nucleotide messenger RNA. RefSeq names its product 40S ribosomal protein S26-like. The record is from RefSeq and is a predicted model, not a curated record. Gene Ontology annotation, molecular function: mRNA binding; structural constituent of ribosome. The coding region runs from base 18 to 362 and encodes 114 amino acids. Gene Ontology annotation, cellular component: cytosolic small ribosomal subunit; ribosome. Lineage: Eukaryota; Metazoa; Arthropoda; Insecta; Coleoptera; Coccinellidae. The transcript has a single exon. Gene Ontology annotation, biological process: translation.